Anas platyrhynchos (mallard) is the source of this 6303-nucleotide messenger RNA. Its product is annotated as ubiquilin-1. The record is from RefSeq and is a predicted model, not a curated record. NCBI's taxonomy places the organism in Eukaryota, Metazoa, Chordata, Aves, Anseriformes, Anatidae. Gene Ontology annotation, molecular function: polyubiquitin modification-dependent protein binding. Gene Ontology annotation, biological process: ubiquitin-dependent protein catabolic process. Gene Ontology annotation, cellular component: cytosol.
UGAUUUGGAGCGUCAUCACUGCGCGCCACGACUGAGCUGAGUUGUUUUUGGUCGCCGCUUUGGGAGUGAGGCUGUGGCGCGUAGGAUUCGUUUGGAAGUGCGUGGUUGAGCGAGUUAGGCCCCACCCGUCAUGUCGGAGAGCGCGGAGAGCCCUGUGGGGGCCCAUACUUCUCCUGAGUCCUCUGCUCAGGGUUCCACUGCUGCUGAGCCGCGGAUCAUCAAAGUGACAGUGAAGACCCCCAAGGAGAAGAAGGAGUUUGCUGUGCCCGAGACCAGCAACAUCCAGCAGUUCAAGGAAGAAAUUUCUAAGCGUUUCAAGUCCCACGCUGAUCAACUUGUUCUGAUAUUUGCUGGAAAAAUUUUAAAAGAUCAAGAUACUUUGAUUCAGCAUGGAAUUCAUGAUGGACUCACUGUUCACCUGGUCAUCAAAACACAAAACAGAUCACAAGAUCACCCAGCUCAACAAACGCAUGCUACUGGAAGUACUGCUACUGCAUCAAUAUCAAGCAGUAAUACCUCAACAUCAACUUCAACAAAUAGUAACUCUUUUGGCUUGGGUGGUCUUGGAAGUUUGGCAAGUCUGAGUAGCCUGGGUUUAAAUGUAUCAAACUUUUCAGAGCUGCAAAGUCAGAUGCAACAACAACUGAUGUCGAACCCAGAAGUGAUGGUUCAGAUAAUGGAAAAUCCAUUUGUUCAGAGUAUGCUUUCAAGUCCUGACCUGAUGAGACAGUUAAUUAUGGCUAACCCUCAAAUGCAGCAACUGAUACAGAGAAAUCCAGAAAUCAGUCAUAUGCUAAAUAAUCCAGAUAUAAUGAGGCAGACACUAGAACUUGCUAGAAACCCUGCAAUGAUGCAGGAAAUGAUGCGAAAUCAAGACCGAGCCUUGAGCAACCUCGAAAGUAUACCAGGUGGCUACAAUGCCUUGCGACGUAUGUACACGGAUAUUCAAGAGCCAAUGUUGAAUGCAGCACAGGAACAGUUUGGAGGUAACCCAUUUGCUUCCUUAGUAAGCAAUGUAUCAUCUGGAGGGGACAUUCAGCCAUCUCGUACAGAAAAUAGAGAUCCUUUACCAAAUCCCUGGGCUCCUCAGUCCAGCUCUCAGAGUUCCACGACUGCCAGCACCAGUGGUGAGAGCAGUGGCGGUAGUAACGUUGGAAAUAGCACCUCUGCCAGUAUGAGACAGAGCUCAACCAUACCAAAUUUGGGACCUGGACUAGGAGUUGGUAUGUUCAACACACCAGGAAUACAGAGUUUGUUACAGCAGAUAACAGAAAAUCCACAACUUAUGCAAAAUAUGUUGUCUGCACCCUAUAUGAGAAGCAUGAUGCAGUCAUUAAGCCAGAAUCCUGAUCUUGCAGCACAGAUGAUGUUGAAUAAUCCUUUAUUUGCUGGAAAUCCUCAACUUCAGGAACAAAUGAGACAACAACUUCAUACUUACCUACAACAAAUGCAGAGUCCUGACACAUUAUCAGCUAUGUCAAACUCUAGAGCAAUGCAAGCUUUGCUACAGAUUCAGCAGGGCUUGCAGACGCUAGCAACAGAAGCACCAGGACUUAUACCAGGAUUUAAUCCUGGUUUAGGUGGAUUUGGAAGCACUGGAGUUCCUACAGGCUCCACUGUACCUAGUUCUAUUCCCAGUGAAAACACUAGUCUAGCAUCAGGGGCCAUUGAACCUGGUCACCAACAGUUUGUCCAGCAAAUGUUGCAGGCGCUUGCUGGUGCAAAUGUUCAGCAGUUACAAAAUCCAGAAGUUAGAUUUCAGCAACAACUGGAGCAGCUGAAUGCAAUGGGCUUUUUGAACCAUGAAGCAAAUUUACAAGCUCUAAUAGCAACAGGAGGAGAUAUCAGUGCAGCUAUUGAAAGGCUGCUUGGCUCUCAGCCUUCAUAGCAGCAUUUCUUUAAUUUGAAAAAAAUAAUAAUAAUUUAUUUUUGAUAACUGCUCUUAAAUCUUUAAAAUAGUUGCUUUAUUUCAUUCUGACUCUUGGGAUUUUCUUGUUAUAACUAAAAUCAGUUAUGUAUUUUUAAGGUAAAAUACAGUAGUUUUCUUCAAAUGGGGAAUUGAUGUGUUUUCACUUGAUUGUUGCAUGCAUCACUUUGUUCUGCAUUACUGUUAAUUUUUCAAACUAUCAGCUUUCAUGGUUGGUUGAGCAGGUUUUGUUUGACUUGCAUCUGUCCAAUUUUUUUUAGUACUAAACCAUUAGCCUUCAGUAGUAAUUUAUGCAAGAUACAAAUUAAAAAGGAAACAAUUGAAGCUAUAAUUUGUGGAUACCAAUGCUGCUUAUGAUUAUUUCAGCAUGUAUUUUUUUCUAGCAAAAUUCUGCAAGAUUUAUACCACUUGAGUACCAUUUUUGCUUUUAUUUGUGUAAAGUAUAAAUAUAACAUACAAUGGAUACAGCUCAUUUCUAGAAAUUUACAUGUUACAAUAGAAUGGAAUUAUAAAUAACCAAACAAGGACAGGAGAAAAAAAAAGUAUGACAUGGUUUUUAGAGUAGAAUCUUCCAGCAUCUUGGUAAACAUCUCAGAAAAAAUGCUUGGGCAAGUUUGUUUAAAAUAUACUAGAAUUGCUGUUCUAGUGGUAUCUUAUGUUCUAGUGGUAUCUUUACAUCUAACUGUAAAGAAACUUGCAUUGUAACAUUCUCAUUGAAAAAAUGUUACGGAUUACAUUACCUUUCUGCAAAUUAACAGAGAACUGCCUUUUGCUCUGAAACUGCUUCUAAGGUUGUUUUUUUUUAUUUUUUCCACUGAGAUUCUAAAGUAUUAUGAUUUGUAACUGGAAACAUUACUUUCAGUACUGUCAUGCUGUCAUGUGAUAUUCUAAUUACUUCUAACCACCAUAUGAAAAAUACUGUACAUCUUAUUUUUUAUUGGUAGUUACCUCUUGCGCACAGGUAAUAAAUGAAUUUAAAAGUAUUUAAGCAUAUUGUUUUGAUGUGUGCAAUUGGUGAUUAUCUGGCAUUCAAGGUGACUGAUGAGCUUAAUAUAGUUGUCAUUUGAGUGUUAGCUCUGGGAAUAUUUACAGACUGGGUUGAGAUUAGCAAGCAGUACUUGGAGUAUGAAGUGGAGGGCAGAGAAGAAUAUGAUAUUGAAGACUUUUUUUUUUAGGUAAAGUGGAGGUAGUGAAAUAAAGCAUUCUGUUGUGUGUUACUGAAUGGGAUUUGCUUUUUAUUGGUCUUUGGUGUCAGUGUAAUUGUGAUCAUUCUGAUUUAUUUCCUGUAUUGCAUUAAACACUUAAUCUGAACAAACUUUUCUUUUGGUACAAAUAUAAAUCCAGUUUGCUCUAAAAAACAUUGUCUGCAAAUUGUUUACUGGUCUUUGGCUCAAAGUUGUUAAUAAGUGAAAUGAAGUAUUAGUUUUAACUAAUAACUGAAGUAUUACAAUAGUAAAUUAUUGUUUCUUUAUAUUCUAAUGGAAUAUAAAGGAGGGUGUUAAGCAUGCUUUCUUCUCCAUACAGUUAAGUUAUUAAAACUCUUGGCAAAGCCAAGCAUGCAGAUUUUUCAGGAAGCAAUUGUGCUGCAUUCUUCUCUCAGAAGUUUGUCUGUCCAGUAACCUUGUUUCUUCAGCAAUAAUUGAUCAAAUGCUGCUGAUGUUUUUUGGGUAAAGUUUAAAAAAAAAACAAACAAAAAAAAACACUCAGUUGUCAGGUGUCUGGAUCAAAGUCUCAUACAUACAGCAACAAAGAAUAUUAAACACAACUGAAUUAAAAUAGAAUCUCCUGGUGAUUUGAGUUUUAUAUAGUCAAAACCUUUUAAAAUACUUAGUUCGGGUGGGAAAUUAUUACUUUUGUUUCUUAGCCAAUGAUAGUAAACGUGCAAGGACCUUCACAGUGCCUUCUUUUUGGGUAGGUAGCUUUCAUUGUACUGGGUACAAAGGCUGUGAUAGGGAAGUAAUAGCAAGUAUCUGUAGAUAAAUCACAAUUUUUUCACAGUUACUUUCAUAGUUACACUUAAGAUCUUUGAAGUAACUAAUCUGACUUGACCUUAUAGUAUGCCUUAUAGGAACUUUGCUUUAAAACAGUAAGAUCUCCAGUCAUUCAGAAGGCAUAUCCUUCUAAAAAUAUAAUCUGUAACUUGUGAAAAGGCCGCUGUCAAAUUGAAAGGGCAAGGCUGAGAUAUGGAAGGGAGUGAUUUUUGCCAAGCUUUACUAUGAUACUAAAGCACUUAAUCUGUUUUACAUGAGCAUUCUUUUGAGACAAUAUCUAGUUCAUCUAUGUAAUUAAAACAGAGAUAUGCUAUUUUAAGUCAAAUUGUUACAAUUUAAGAAAAAAGUGGUUUAACCUAAAUUGUACGAUGAACCCUUGAGCUAAGCUUACUUCUUGUACAAUCAAUGUUUAACUAUGUCACUAAUUUAACUAUGUACUUAUUGUCAACUAGUAAUGACAAUUAGUAAUUGAGUAGCGGUAAAACAUUGAAACAUCGUUAGUGUGGGAGGAAUUUUGGUUUUGUUGGAAAAGACUUUCACUGUUAAAAGUGGCAGUAGGUGGAAUAUGGUUUGUAGUAGGAGUAAAAUUUUAUUAAGUCUUUAAUAAUAAAUGAUGCAUCACACUUGUUGGUUUAAUGGCAUAAUAGAGUAAGCAAUCAUCAAGAUUCUACCUCCUGCCCCAUCACACUAGGCUUUUAGGCGCUCACUUUUGAAAAUGUCUGAUUUCUUUUUGGGUAUGAGGGCUUGAAAUUUAAUAUUACUGCUUGAUAAUCUCUCAUGCAGCUGCUUUCCUAUCACUGUGUAGUUUCCUGAAUUAUUUAGUUUUCUUGUGUCUGAAAAAAAAAAAAAAGCAAGCAUAAAUCUGCAUUUAAUAGUGGACAUUUUAGAAAAGCUCUUUGUAAAAUUGUGUAUUGGGAAAAUUAUGAAGAUUUCAUUAAAAGCAAAGGUACCACAAGAGGGUGCCAUUUCUUUAAUUUUCAUAGUGACUAAACUAGCAUGGCAACAAUAAUAAAAAAAAAUCUAUAUACAGCUGUACAUGGGGACAAUUCUAUUCAUGUAGAAUCUUUCUUACACAAAUCAUUUGCAGCUUUUUCAUAAAGUUAGGCUGAAGAGGCAUCUAUUGUGUAUUAGGGAAUAAAGAGCUUUUUAAAGAAGAUAUUAACGUUAAAUUCUGUGAGUUGUGUAACUGACUAUAUUCAGGAUUCUGAUCACAGAAAGCAAAAUAUGUAUUCAAAAUAGUUUGAUCUUGUGUUUUAAAGCGUGAAUGAUGUGUUGGUCAGCUGAUUUAAAUCUCUAAAAAUAAACAUUCCUAAAAAAAGAAUCCAGUCAUACUGUCCAAGAUGUUUAGGCAUUUGGUAAUUAUUGAAACUAAUAAUCUAGAAAAUCUUAUACUGUAAUCAUUAUCAGUAUAUUCUGUGGUUAUGCUGUCUGGAAGAAGCUAAUGUCAGGUUCAUUAUUGAACUGGAUUCUUGAAAUUUAUCUUUAUACAGAUAGUAGAAAAACAACCAUAAUUUGAAACAAUUUUCCCAACUCUAUUAUUCGGGGCUUAGUUUACCCAUAGCGAUUAUUAUAAUACCUUAGAUUAGUGAAAGCAUAAUGUUUUUACUAGCUGCAGAAUAUUUUAUACUACUACAUAGGUUACUGUUUUGGAAUACAAUGGGGAAAACGCUUAAGGUAGUGAUGCAAAUCUUUUUUCCCUCUUUAACUAGAACUUAUUAAUGAUGGCAGUUCUCUUACGUCUUCAAUAUAUCAUGCAAUGCACAAAACCAGGGAAUCUUGUCUUAGAAACUAAAGAAGUUAAUUCAAAAUUGUUUAUAAAGUUUAUUUGAAAUAGUUGAGAGAGGGAGUUAGGAGAAUCUUAAUAAGUAUAGAGCGCUGACGGCAUUAAACUAGGAUGCUACUUAGUGUCUUUGCUAACUAUGGUGCAUUGUGCAAAUUAAUUAAAGCAAGAAGCCUUGGGCCCCUUACCAAGGUCAGUCUCCUAAUAAGAGUGUGAGCCUAUCUCAAACUGGCAGAAACUGGUCCUGCAGAUGGAAAAGGGCCAAGGAGCAACUGAGUCUGCGCAGAGACAAGAGGUCAAGGAGCGGUGACGAGGAAGAGUCAUCAAUCUUCAUCCCCACAACCCCUGACGACCACCACCAGGAGACACUGCACAAGUGCGGAUGGGAGGAGUUUAUGGAAAUAACUCCUUGGAACUAAUUUUAAUAUGAAGCGGGGACAGGUUAUGAAUAUGUAUAGGCGUAGUGUGAAACUUCAUGCAUAUGUAACUCUUUGCUGCAUAUAACCAAAGCAAGUUGCCACAUCAGGUGCGCAUGACUUUGGAGGGACUACCCCCCCCCGUGGUGCUUCCCAGUGAUAAAUAAACAUACCUACUUUACAAUCUUA